AUGCAUAAUAAUCACAUAUUUGAAGAUGAUGAUAUAAUUCUGACAGAUAGGUUUUUAAGUGAUGAAAGCAGUGAAAAUGAUAAAAGAGAAAAAAAAAAAUAUAUUAAAGAAAAUAAAAAAAAUAUAGAAAAUGUUUCAAAUGUACUAUUAAAUAAUAAUUUUAAUAAAAAUGUGGGAAUGAAAAGAAAUAAUUCUAUUUUUAAUAAUGAAGAAAAUAAGGAUAAAAAUUAUUUUACUAAUAAUGAUCUUAUAGAACAUAAAAAUAAAUCAUUAUUAAAAGAUAAAUCAAACGAAUUUAGUUUUAACAAACAUAAUUAUUCAAAUACAAGAUAUGAUAACAAUGUCACAGGAAAUUAUUUCGAUUUCGAUAAUUAUUAUGUAUCUAAUAUGGACAAUACAAAUAAUCCAGAAAAGGAAAUUUAUAAAUAUGAUGAAAAUAUAGAAAUAGAUGGAAAAAAUAAAAAAAAUAAUAAACGCUUAAAAAGAAGUACUAGAGUUUGGCAUGAUUCAGAUGAUGACAUUGAUGUUAAAAAUGAACAUCUUGAUACAUACGGAAAUUAUUUAAAUGAAGAAAAAUUUCAUAGUGAUGAUUCUAAUGAAUUUAAUUAUGUAGAUGAAAAAGAAGAUGAAAAUUUAAUAAGGAAUAUAGAAGCACAUGAUAAUGUUUUUGAAGAAUAUAUUGAUGAACAUGUUCAUAUGGAAAACAUUUCUUCAAACACUAAUAAAGAUGCUAUUUCUCAUAUUCAAGCUGAUGAUAUUUAUAUUUUUGAUGAUGAGAAAAUAGAUAUGCAUAUACAAAAAAAAAAAAAAUGGAAUAAAAAAAAUGAUAAUAAUAUUUUUUUAAAAUAUUUUUUACAAAAAUUUACCAUACAUCAAAUAGAAGAAAAAAAAGUAAAACAAUUAGUAUGCUUACCAAAAAGUAAUUUGAUAUUUCCUGUAUACAAUUUAAAUUUAUACAUGUUGAAAUAUGAAGAUAAUAGUUUAAAUAUAUCCAAAAAAAUAUCCUUUAAAAGAAAAAUCAAAUAUGUACAAGAAUAUAAGGAUAAUUUAUAUAUUCUGUCUUAUGAUAAUUUCUUAAGAAAUUAUAAUUUGGAAAAGGGGCUUGUGUACAAAAAUAGAAUCCAUUAUGAUAAAUUAGACAUAUCUCUACCAAGAGAAAUAAAAUUUGUUGAUAAAAAUACAGAGGAUGAGAAUAAUACUUCAAGUUCUUAUUUAUUUUCUCUAUCGUUUCAAAAUAGUGGUAAAAUAAAUGUAUAUGAUUCAAGGAGUUAUGAUAUUAUUAAGACAUUUGAGAUGAGUAAUAAAUAUGUAGGUAUGAAUUUUCAUAAAAAAAGUAAUAGUCUUUUUGCUUUAGAUGAAAAAGGAUAUUUAUAUAAUUGGUGCUUGAAUACAAAUAAAUUGAUAGAUAAAUUAGUAGAUAAUUAUUCUAUUUUCCCAUCAUGUUUAAAUAUUUAUAAUGAUUAUUUAAUAACGGGUUCAUGUAACGGUUUUUUAAAUUUGUUUGAUAUUAAUAAUUUGAAUACACCAAUAAAAAGUUUUAAAAAUUUGACCUUACGAGUUCAUGAUAUUGUAUAUAAUCCUUCACACAAUAUGCUUUUAUAUUAUACAGAUAUAAUGAAAAAUGGCAUAAAAUUAAUUGAUCUAAAAACUAAAUAUGUUUAUUGUAAUGUCCCAUGGUUUAACAUUAAUGUUAAAUAUAAUAUAUAUGCAGCUAAUUUUUUUAAUAAUGGGAAUAACCUUUGUUUUGCAGUCUCAAGCAAUUCGUUUUAUGUAUAUAACAUAUACUAA
This is a messenger RNA of Plasmodium falciparum 3D7, 1788 nucleotides long. RefSeq names its product putative WD repeat-containing protein. Gene Ontology annotation, cellular component: nucleolus; nucleus. Gene Ontology annotation, biological process: rRNA processing. The record is from RefSeq and is a predicted model, not a curated record. Lineage: Eukaryota; Apicomplexa; Aconoidasida; Haemosporida; Plasmodiidae.